AUGGCCGCAGACUGUGGGACCCAACAACAAUGGUUUGUCUCUCACUCAACCAUCCUUGUGAGGCAAAAGGGUUCCACUGAACUCCAAUUCUCGCCUGUCACUAUGCUCUUCUUCUUUAAAAGGGUUGAAGGGAAGACUUUGAGUCUUGAAUAG
Molecule: messenger RNA, 153 nt
Organism: Sphenostylis stenocarpa
Lineage: Eukaryota; Viridiplantae; Streptophyta; Magnoliopsida; Fabales; Fabaceae
Source: the annotation of a GenBank genome assembly